This is a messenger RNA of Wallemia mellicola CBS 633.66, 1773 nucleotides long. RefSeq names its product DUF590-domain-containing protein. Gene Ontology annotation, cellular component: cortical endoplasmic reticulum. The coding region runs from base 1 to 1773 and encodes 590 amino acids. The transcript has 4 exons. Gene Ontology annotation, molecular function: chloride channel activity. NCBI's taxonomy places the organism in Eukaryota, Fungi, Basidiomycota, Wallemiomycetes, Wallemiales, Wallemiaceae. The record is from RefSeq and is a predicted model, not a curated record. Gene Ontology annotation, biological process: chloride transmembrane transport.
AUGAAGUUGAUUGAUAGAAAAUUGGACUUGAUCGUCGUAUACAAGCUUAAAAGUAACGAUGAGCUUGUAAAUCUACUUAAAAAAGUAGAGAACUCCUUUAGCUGGACUGUCAGAUCUGGUGCUCAACCAGACGAGAUUCUGAUAUUCUUACAAGCCAAUGCGAGCACUAGAAAGACGGUUGAAGUGGAAUGUAACAACAUGUACGACUACUUCAAUAGCUACUACGCAACUUCUAGCGUUCGCAAAGUUGUUAUCCCACAUGACCACAAAUACAACAAAGAGUUAUUGCACAGUUUGACAAGCAAAUACCUUAUUUCAAACGAGCAACUUACAGGUAUAAAGAACGCAUACGGUACAAACGUGGGCUUUUAUUUCGCUUUCUUGAGGACUUAUUUCCGUUCAUUGGUUUUACCUUCACUCGUAGGAAUUAUCUGCUGGUAUUCGAAAACGGAGUUUAGUGCAUUAUAUGCCAUUUUUAUAAGUCUCUACGCUAUUGGUUUUGUCGAGUAUUGGCGUGUUGCUGAGCGCAUCAUAAGCGUUGAAUGGGGAUCUGAUGGCUCGAGAAGUGUUGAACUCACGAGACAAGAGACUAAGCAAACAGCUUGGUAUGUCCGUGAAGCUAAAUUGUUAGCUUCUCUCCCAAUUUUACUCCUUUUUGCAGCCUUGCUUGCUGCACUUCUAACUUCAAUCUUCAUGCUUGAGGCAUUUGGUUUGCAUUUCUACGAAGGACCUCUAAAAUCCUAUAUUUCACUCGUGCCUACCGUUCUCUUCUGCGUUGUAGUUCCACAAGUUAUAGCAGUAUAUCAACCAGUAUUGACAUGGUUAAGUAAAUGGGAAAACCAUCCAACGCAUUCAGAUACCGACUCAAGUUUGACUAUUAAGACAUUCACUAUCAAUUCACUCGUCAGCUUUGGUGGUCUCGCUUUAACUGCUUAUGUAUACGUUCCAUUUGGAAAUACAUUGAUGUCAAUCGCAGGAGAGAAACUUGGUCGUGAUAUUAGCAAUGUCGUCGCAUUAGAUGGAAAACGCAUUCAAGCUCAAUUAUUUGCAUAUAUGGUUACAUCACAAGCUGUGGGAUCAUUUCAAGAAGUUGGUAUGCCAUUUAUUAUGUCAUUUGUCAAAUCGCACACAUCGAAGAAUACAUACGUACCUGUUGAUGCACCUGAGGAGAAGGAAUAUCUUGAAGAAGUACGUGCGGAAGUAUCUAAAGAACCUUACGAGUUAUUUGAAGACUAUGCAGAGAUGGUCACCCAGUUCGGUUAUAUUGCAUUAUGGAGUGUCGCAUGGCCAUUAGGUCCACUUAUGGGUCUUAUCAACAACUUCUUUGAAAUUCGUGGAGAUGCUUUCAAGUUAAUCAAGCAUCACAGUAAGUGCAUACCUCGCUCAACUGAAAGUAUUGGCCCAUGGUUAGAUACUCUCUCAUUCUUGAGUUGGUUGGGUGCGAUGAUUAAUACAUCACUGGUUAUUCUCUUCAACAGUUCUUUCAAAGAUAGUGAUUUACUUAACGGUCAUAGUGGUGUUCUAGUAGCAUUCAUUGCUGCUCUUGUUGCAUCACAUGGUUAUUUCCUCGUACGUGGUCUUUUUGCUAGAUUAUUCAAGAUAGCUGUUUGGGAUAACUCCACUAGUGCUGCUAUCGUGCGCGAUCGUGCUAUGGCUUUACACGGAAGUGUUCACACUGUACGCGAUGAUAAUGAUCCAUUAGAUAGUAAUUUCGGUAAACUCAAUGAAACGAUCUCAGAAUUAUCAGCCGCACAAUCGAGGAAAGAUCAGUGA